Beta vulgaris subsp. vulgaris (sugar beet) is the source of this 1410-nucleotide messenger RNA. RefSeq names its product GDSL esterase/lipase At1g29670. Bases 1 to 1410 code for a protein of 469 amino acids. Gene Ontology annotation, molecular function: hydrolase activity, acting on ester bonds. NCBI's taxonomy places the organism in Eukaryota, Viridiplantae, Streptophyta, Magnoliopsida, Caryophyllales, Amaranthaceae. The transcript has 5 exons. The record is from RefSeq and is a predicted model, not a curated record.
AUGAGUUUAAGAGUAAUAUUAGCAACAUUUGUUGCAAGUUUGCAAAUAAUAUGGGUGAAUGGGCAACAACCACAAGUACCUUGUUUGUUCAUAUUUGGAGACUCAUUAUCAGAUAGUGGCAAUAAUAAUCCCCUUCUAACAGCGGCCAAGUGCAACUUUCCACCCUAUGGGGUAGAUUUUCCUGAUGGGCCAACUGGAAGAUUUACCAAUGGCAGAACCACAAUUGAUCUUAUUGGUGAUCAUCUAGGUUUACCCGGAUAUAUCAAAGCUUUUCCAAGUAUACCAGAAUCUGAAAUAGCAAGAGGCGUAAAUUAUGCAUCCGGUUCGGCUGGAAUUCUCAACGAAACUGGUCUUCAAGUGGGGCAACGAAUUUGUAUGAACACGCAGAUGGAUAGACACAGACAAAUAAUAACAAAAAUCAAGGCAAAAUACGGCAAAGAAGCAGCUGAAGCUCACCUUAACCAAUGCCUCUACUCCAUUUAUGUUGGAAGCAACGAUUGGAUGUUUAACUAUUUCGUGCGACCAUCUGUAAUGGCCACUCACAUGAUUCCCCACACUUAUGGUGACCAGCUCCUUGCGCAAUUAACCAGUCAAAUAGAUGAUCUUCUGGAUAUGGGGGCCAAGAAGGUCAUAAUGUUUGGGCUUUCACCACUUGGUUGUCUUCCAAUUUUAAAUAUGAUUAAGACAUGUUCACCCGUGGUCAAUGCAGUCUUGAAAUGGUAUAACGGCAAACUAAAAGAACUAGUUGAUAAAUAUAAUAAUCGUCCUGGUGUCAAAUUUAUUUACAUCAACACUAUGGAUAUCAUCUCCGCAGAUAAUCUUAAAAACAUUGCUGCUGCAGGGAUUAAAAACACAAAUCGACCUUGUUGUGGAGUGGCAGCAGAAUGCGUUCCAUUUAGUAUUCCAUGUCAAGAUAGAGACAAACGUGCAUAUUGGGAUCAAGAACAUCCUACUGAAGCUGCUAACAAGAUUUUGGCUGGGAGAGCUUUCAAAGCUCAAGAAGAAUCUGAUGCUUAUCCUAUGGACAUAAGCGCCCUUGCUAGCCUUCCUCUUACACAAGGCGCGAGCGCAAGCAUAGGCGUAGGUCCGGGAGUCGGUGCCGGCGUAGGCAUAAAUGCAGGCACAGGCUUAGGUAUAAGUGCAGGUACAGGUGCAAACCUAGGCGUAAGUGGAGGCACAGGCCUAGGCGCAAAUGCAGGCGCAGGACUAGGCGCAGGUGCAGGCGCGGGCUCAGGCCUAGGGGCAGGUGCAGGCGCAACCUCAGGCCUAGGAGCAGGUGCAGGCGCGGCCUCAGGCCUAGGCGCAGGUGCAGGCACGACCACAGGCGCAAACUCAAGAUUAGGCUUAGGCUUAGGCACAGGUGCAGCAAAUAAGCAUUUACAAAUAACAGGCGCAUCUAAUUCAAAGUGA